This is a messenger RNA of Carassius auratus (goldfish), 4406 nucleotides long. Its product is annotated as WD repeat-containing protein on Y chromosome-like. NCBI's taxonomy places the organism in Eukaryota, Metazoa, Chordata, Actinopteri, Cypriniformes, Cyprinidae. Gene Ontology annotation, molecular function: protein binding; calcium ion binding. The record is from RefSeq and is a predicted model, not a curated record. The coding region runs from base 59 to 2908 and encodes 949 amino acids. The transcript has 29 exons.
CUCGUUGUUCUAACUGACCCAUAAACAGACCAUAAAGCACCAACUUAAGAUUGAGCAGAUGGUGUCCAUUCAUGAUCUAAAGCACAUUAAACUGGCUUAUGAUGAGUUUGCAAAGGCUGGCAUUUAUAUGCUGGAUUAUGAAGAAUUCCAGUCUGUUGUGAAAAAAUGCCCAGGAUUGAAAUCAGUUAACGAUUGUCAAAUUCAGCAGCUAUUCAUGAAGAUCGAUUACACUGGCGAUGGCAGAAUCGAGUGGCAUGAGUUCUGCACAUACAUCUAUCUGGAGAACAAAGAGAAGGAAGAGACUGUGCGUCGCAGUAAGAUGGCAGCCUUCGUAUUACCAGCUAUCGUCAAGCCUCUAAACCGCGGGGAGCCUGUUCUGAGAAUCCACUUCCCUCCUAAUGGCACCGUUGUGACUCUUAGAGAAGAUGGGGUUGUUAGUUUCUGGACCCCCAGGCUUUAUUUGAAGAACAAGAAGAAUGUGUUUCCUGACAGAUCCAUUGGUCGAAAACCAAAAUGGGCCACUGAUUUUGUGCCAAUGCCAGAGUAUAAUAAACUCAUUAUUGGAACAGGAUCCAGAGAGAUUCAGUUUUAUGAGCUUUCCACUUUGGAGCCUUGCUGUCAGUUGAGUGUACUAGAAACUGUGCCUUUAAACCUGGAUUACUGCUCUACUGGCCCAGAUGAAUGUAUCAUUGUAUAUGGUGAUACUCAAGGCUGUGUGAACAUCCUACUAAUGAAAUCGGUCAGGGAGAAACUGAGAUUAUGGAAAAGAUUGCCGCAGGUUGACAACGUGCCAAACAUUAGCAUUGACCAUGCAGUUCAAUCUCCAGAAAUAACAUAUAUCAGAUGGAAAUUCCACCAAGACUGGGUGUCAAAGGUGAAAUAUUUUCAAAGCAUACCUGCCAUUGUAUCCUCAUCAAUGCAUGAAGACUCUGCUCUUGUUAUAGGAAGCAUUCAUCCAUCAUCCUACAUGCAAGAGCAGAUGAGAGAGAAGACAGAAGCAUGUGGAGAGGGAAAAUCUACAAAAGUGGCACAGAGGGCAACCAGCAAUCAAACUAUCUUCACCGUUCCUAAAGGAGUCACGACCUUUGACUUCUGUAAGAAUCGAAAUCUUUUGGUCACCGGUGGGAUGGACAAGCUGUUGCGCAUGUGGAUGCCAUACGUCCCUAGAAAACCAACUGGGAUUUUGAAAGGUCACACUGCCCCCGUUUCUUACCUCUGUAUCGCCUCAGAAGAUGGGCACAUUUUCUCAGUCUCCACAGACAAUACCGCAAAGAUAUGGCAUAUUAAGGAUCAGACAUGUCUGUUUACCGCACAUCCAAAAGCAAGUCAGAUCCAGGGAGAAUUAUCUGCAUGCCUCUACUCUUCAGCUGUGAAGGGGCUUUACAUUGCCUCAGAUUCCCUCGCCUUACUAUCCCUCCAGACAAAACCACAGCCUAAAGGCAAUCAGACUGUGUCCCAUAAAGAGCCAGUGUUGUGCUGCGGAUACAGUGAGGAGUUUAGGCAGGUGGUGAGCUGCUCUGAGGGCUCGGUUGUCAAAGUCUGGGAUGUGGAAACUGGUGCUCAUGUGUUUGAGUAUGGAUGUGCUCACGGAGAAUCAGCAAUUACCUGCAUGGCAUUUGACCCUAGCGGAAGGAGGCUAGUGACUGGUGGGAGAGACGGCUGUCUUAAGAUGUGGAACUUCAACAAUGGCCAGUGUGUUAAGAUUCUCUGCAGAGAUGGAAGAUGUGCGGAGAUUUGUGACUGCUCCUAUCUGACACUGCACAGGAAUGCAUUUGUGAUUUCUGUCGGUUGGGGCCGCAGGAUUGACAUUUACUUGGACUCCAAAGAGGAAACUCAGUUCAGUCAGAGACCAAAACCUUCAUGGCAGGAUGAUGUGAGAAAUGGGCACAAAGAAGAUAUCCUGUGCGUUGCUCACUGCACGCCGCAUCUUCUGGCCACUGGCAGCUACGACGGGGAGAUUAUUGUAUGGAAUGUAGUGUCUGGACGCAUACAGUGUCGCUUCCAGACCCCUCCGUCUCAAAAGAGCAAUGGUACUCAUAUUCGAAACACAAGUGUGCUGAGCCUCAUCUUCCUAAAGACAAGGGCAUUUGUUCCGGAGUUGUCCUCUUCUGCUUGGCUUAUAUCCUCAGGGUCUCAAGGUAAUGUUAAUUUCUGGAGUGUUCUGAAUGGCGGGAAGUUCAUCACAUCUUUUCAGGCUUCUCUACUUCAGCAGCAGAUUGCGAAACUAGCUUUAUCGCAGGAUGACAGCAUGCUUUUUACAGCCGAUCAUGUCGGCUUCAUCUAUGUUUACAAUGUCAAGCAAUACGCACUGGGACCUGAACAAAACCCUCCUAAAAAGGUGAACUUCUGGCGUGCGCAUAUCAGCAGCAUCACUAGCAUGAAGAUAUUUGACAAGGACCAGUUUUUGCUUACCUCCUCAUUGGACUGCUCAGUUCGGCUGUGGAGUAUCCAUGGGGAAUAUAUAGGUACGUUUGGACAAGAUGAAAGUUGGAGCAUCAACACACCAUCUUCCUGGAAGCACCCUGCUGUUCCCUACGAGAUUCUCAUAGAUCCCUUAAGUAUGCCAUCUCAUCCCGUACUGGAUAUAGAAAUCAAUCUGUCAGAUGUCUCGGACUCUGACAAAACUGAAAACGUAAACUGUGAGUUGGAUGUCCUCAUCGAGGAGACUGACCCUCCAUCAAUCCUCAACGAUAAAGAUAUCGAAGAUGGAACAAACAACUCAUGGUCUCUGUCUGAGCCUGGCAGGAGGCAACGCCAUGCAAUACUAAAACAUGGCAACAGAAUGAGUCUCAAGGACUACAACGCUUUGAAGAACUCGGACCUUAUAGUUACCCCAGCAACAUGUAAAAGACCAGAUCUUUCCCUCAGAAAUAUUGAUUCAUUCGUAUCCAACGAUGCAAAAGAGUAGUCACUUCGAAGUCAGUGAACGAUGAGGACUAGAAUGAGGCCUAAUAAAUUACAUUAUAGUGAUAUCAAAGGAGUGGAAAGUUGUUUUUUUCCAAUAGCGAUGUCCUCAUGGUUUAAAAGACAUGCAUUUUCAAUGUUUAUUUACAUUUUCAGAGUUUUUUUUUCUUUUUCCUCUGAUGCUUAAUGUUAAUUGGUUUGCAAUUCUGUCCUCAUUUACUCACCCUAAUGCCAUUACAUGCAUAAAACUGGCAUUUUUGUCUAUGAAAUAAACAUCACUAGGGUCCUAAACAUACAUUUUACAUGGUUCAUCUUUUGUGUUCCACAGAAAAAAAAAAAGUCAUAGAGGUCUGAGACAACAUGAGGAUGAAUAACUAUCCCUUUUAAGAGAUUCUUGUGAAAACUGUGGAAUAUAAAGUUAAGGUGUUUUUUAUCAUGAUUUCAAACUUGCAGCAAAAGUUUUAGGCAGGACACAAAGGAACAAACAUCAAUUCUCUGCAUCAACAAAUUCAACAAAGACAGUGGGUGCAUUUCCACCUGCACAUAUCACUGUCAGUAUGUGCUAUAAAUAAACUGAAUUUAACAUGACAUAUCCUAUUGAACGCACAGCGAAAAUAAAGUGGAACAGUCAAGCGUAAAGCAGCAGCUCUUGUACAUCCAUUUGUGAUAUUGCAAGCUUUCACUUUGUUUAGAGGCACAGUUUCAGUAUGAACUUUCUUUUAGUAAACUGUCAAUACAAUAGCUGGUAUUUUGCUGUUCUCUCUGCAUUUUUGUUGACAGCUAUUACAUAUAUUAAUUUCUUUACCUAAACCAGCCAUUAAAGCAUUUUAUUCCAUGUAUUUUUUUUAAUUUUCCUUGUUUUGUUUUUGGAACUGCUUUCAUGGUCAGACUUUUUUUGGACAGCUUUGAGACCAAACUGAAACUCUGGAGAAAAACAGAGGAUUUUUAUGGAUUUCAAGAUGCUACAUGUAGGUGACCUAAAAGUGCAAACAAGUUUUAUACAUGUAUAUUAACUUGAAAUAUAAUAAACAAAAAACAGUUUAUAUGACUGCAAUAAUGAUCCAGCAACCACGUUAUGUGCAAUCCAGCCAUACUGCGUUACCAAUAUAAUAUGCCGUUAAAUACUGGACUGGCUGUUAUUUGCUUCAUUUUGAACAAAAUCAGUAUAUUCCAUAGUCACAUUUUCUGGGCUUUUUUUGUUGCGUGGCUUUAAUGUUUUCAUCAACUCAGUCUCCUCACAAAUGUUGUUGAGUGCCGGGAGAAUUGUAGAAAAAAUAUAUGCAAUACUAUUGCAAACAAAUGCUAAUAUAAUUGAAUUCAUUAUAAAUGGGGGUUAAUAACAUGCUUUCUAAAUUAAUUAAUUUAAAAAUCCUGGUGUGUGAUUAAAAAACUAAAAUAUAAACUAAAAUCUGUAAAUUAAAUGGCAAUCAAUCGAUAAUUAAUUUUACAGAUGCUUAAAUAUAUUUAGAACUGGAUUACGAAAGAGAGAAAUGUAUCACAGU